CUUUGCUCGACCUCAAGACUUUGAGUCGUGACGCAUUUACCAACGGGGACAUGCGAGUUUUCACAAAGGUGCUCCAUCUGCUUGCGAGUGCGACUAUUUGGGGAGAUAAACUGCGCCUCGCUCCCGAGCCGCUGCAGCCGCUUUCUUUCCGUUAACAUCCUCGCUUGUUAACAAGCUCCCCUCACCACUGAGUCAACCUCUGCCACGGGGAGGGAAGAAAGCAAGAGAGAGCAAUCGAGUUCGCUCCCAUCACUCACUUUGAACUGAAAGCCUGCGAGCGCACCUGGGAGUGCCUGGACACGUUUUCGAACACAAAACGACAGAUUUGGUGAACAGCCGAGGACCGAAGAAGAUGCUGGAGCGUUGUAACCGAAAUGUUCAAUCACUGCUCUUUGGAUGCCUGUUUUGUCUUUUGAUGACAUCUGUCGAGGCAGACGGUCGAGUGUUUGUGUUGGACCAAGGGAACUCUUCUGGCCUGCAGGGCCUCAGAGACGCAGAGCAAGCUUGUGCCUCAUAUCAUGCUCGCUUGGCAUCAGCAGAGGAGCUCCGGCACGCUGUGGCAGAGUGCUUCUUCUCCUCCUGCACCAGCGGCUGGCUCUAUGGAGGGACAGUGGGCACCACAGUGUGUAAUGUUGUGGGAAGCACACUGAAAGCAGUGGACGUGAGGACGGACAAUGCUACAGAGGACACCGCACACCUGAACGCCUUCUGCAUCAGAGACGAAGGCGUGCCGUGUGGAGACCCUCCAUCCUUUCCUAAUGCACGUUUGCAGGGCCACCCUGGGUCUGAGAUGGGAGAUGAGCUGCUCUACACAUGUGUCCCAGGCUACGUGAUGCCCAGUGGACAAUCCGCCUUCAGUCUGGUGUGUGACAGCUGUGGGGAGUGGUACGGGCUGGUGCAGCUUUGUGUCAAGGAUGGGACUGAGAGUCACAUCGACUACGAGGACAAGUUCACAGAUUCCUAUGGAGAGGCAGAGCACCACAUCGAGAAACCACAGGAAGCUCAUGGGGAGGUGUACGAGGAGGUGUAUGGAUCAGACAGGAAGAUGACUCAGAUGCAGCAAGAAACAAGUUUCACUGUCAACGUAAAGCAGCAGCAUCAGGACCUGUAUGGACAGCACGAAGUGGAAGGAGAGGUCAUUGACCAGGGGGGAAAAUUUGAAGGAGCUCUGCAAGAAAGUGGAAAAAACGAUGAACGUGCAGUUGAGGACUUCAUCGGCCAUCCAAGGUGGGAGCAGGAGAGGACCGCGGUGGUCAGGACUGAUGUAGCUGCGACCACAGAAGCCCCUGUCUCUCUCCUCUCCCAAAAACACAUGUUCUGGUUCCCCUCUGAGGCCUUCCAGGAGGAGGGACCUCAUGUCUCCCCCGACCCAGUCACACAGACAACACAGAGAGCCUCAGGCGCCCAGUCAGAGGAAAGUAAAGAGCAUGACAGUCAAGAGAGGCUCCUCCACCAAUACCCUGUUGAUAGUGAUGAUCAUGACCAUGAGCAAGACAGCUACGAUCCUGAUAACGACGACCAGGACAUCCAUGAAGAUGACCACAAGGACGAGCAAGAGGACAGAGAUAGUCACCAGGACGAAGACCAGGAUGACCAUGUGAGUCAUGUGCCUGAGCAUGACGAUGCAGAUCGACAGGACAGCCACGAAAACCACGAUGAUCACGAUCACUAUGACAUGGGCGAACAUGAAGAGGACCGCGAUCGUAUCCACUACAGCCAACAGGAAUACGACGACCAAGAUGAUACGUAUGAUGAACACGAAAGCUACGAGGAUCACGACGACGCGGUCGACGAUCGUGAUGAACAUCCUAAUGUCUCCAAAGAACACCCAGACCGUGAUGACGUAAAGGAGCAUUAUGACCUGAAUGAAGACGACAAUGACCGUUACCCUGACCACGACGACCAUGAUGACCACGAUGACCACGACGACCACGAACACAAAGACAGCUUUGACCAUCACGACAGCCACGAGGACGAUGACAGUCGUCACCAUGUGAUCUUUACUGUAGCGACUAAUGAGCAUCAAAACAUCACCCAAAGGGCAACAGGAGGUGAGGGCACCACAGAUGAGACCUGGCUGGACGGCUACCCUGUUGUUGUAGGAGAAACUGAAAAUGGAGACUCCACGACAGAGGAGGCCAGGCAAGAGGACAGAGAGAGCGGAAGUGUCGCCAAGACAACAGACAAACCCAAUGAGGUGGAUAUCCGUAGACCUGCUGCAUAUACCCACUUACCACGGGAGCAUGAAUCUCCCACCGUGGUGCCCGAAGUAGAUCAAGGGGCCUCUGACCAUUUAAGGCCGUCAGCCCCCCCGUCAUUCUCCGACACCCUGGACUAUGACACACAACAGGCAGCUCCCACCCGCUCCUGGCAGGGCGACCUCACCGAGCACCCCUUCCUCGACCACGGCCCAGCUCCUCCGGUGAACGGCGACAACGUCUUCCCUGGAGUGACGGAGGAGCACACCGUGCACAGCCUGCCCGGUGAAGCGGGCGAGAGGGGUGAGGCGGAAGGGGAGAUGGGGGAGACGAUCUGCGCGGGUGAGGAGUGCCCUCCCCAUCCCCCGAGCUCCGCCAGCCGAGGACCCACAGUGGCAGCCAUAAUCGUGGCGCUGUGCGCUAUCGCCACGGCAGUCAUCGUGGGGGUGUGGUGUUACCGACGACAACAGCAGAAGAGCUCGAUGUACGAGAUGAACGGGAAGGGCCAAAGCCAGAUGAGACAGGGCCAACAGAUAGAGAUGCAGCAGAAGGUGUAGGUGCGAGAGACGAGGAGCGGGACACUGAGGUUGAGGAGAAAGCGCGGCUCCUACUCUCGUUGGAAACUUUUGAAGAUUUUGAAUAGGUAUGAACCUUUAAGUUAAAGAGCAAAACCUCACAAACCUUCUGUGGCAGAUGAUAUUUAAAAAGACUCAAUAUUUAACAUAGUGAGAGAAACAACAGUUCUCAUGUAUCCACCCUGCAUUGUUAUACCUAUCCAUUAUUUUCAAACCUCUGGCAUCUAGCUGGACACACGUAGGGGCUGUAACUGGACCGGUCUCCAGGAACUAUUGUAAAGAAAAGCCACAACACAAGGCCUGUAUAUGCCUACAAACUGAGGCUUCAACCACCACGGCUCUUGGACAUCGUGGUUAACAUUCUCCGUGUUACCUUGCUGUUGUUUUUGUCGACUUUAUUAUGUGCGCUUUUUAUUGUAUUGUUAUGGAUUUAUCAGCCUUAAUCUGUUUCAGUUGAUCACGUUCAUGAAAACUGUUUUCCUGCAAGAGCAAUGAAGUUCAGAACAAUUCAGACCAAAGCAGACGACUGGGACGGCUAGUCCCGAAUAACAAGGACGAUGGUGAUAGCGAAAGGAAGGAAAAGGAGGCUGUGGAAAGUGAGCACGACAGGAGAAACUUUUUAAGACUUUCCCGCCUCUGUUGGUUUUGACAGUCAGCUGGUGAGACGGCAUCCAGGCUCUGCCCCAUGUGUCAUAAAGAGAGCAUGUGAAUGUGUCUCAGGUCCGUGCAACUUGCCGGGCAGUGGUACGUUGCCUGUUUGAAGUUUCUGACUGGGAGAGCAGAGCGAGUGCUGAGAACUAAACCUUGUGUUGCUGCCAUGGCAACAGAGGAUCCCAAAUGUUACAGGUUCUCAAAUUUGUCCAGGUCAAAUAUUAAACAUAAUACUUAAUAUUUAGUGUUUAUGGCCGUCUCAAUUUAUUAGAAAAUUGGCAUUUAAGUGAUGAGCCAUGAGCUGAAGCCCACAGCUGCUAGAAAAAGGAGAAACUCAGAGGGAGAGAGGGGCAUGAACAUUUCUGUAAACAUUUAAUUAUUUGCUAAAUUAGUAUCUGAUCAUUAGUGCAGGAUAAAUCAUCAACUUUUAAAUAAUUUUCAAGAAAAAUGCAGAAACCAUCACUUAGAAUAUUCACUGAAUGAAUGACUGAAUGAAUAAAUUGAUCAAUGCUGGGUGAGAUGCUGGGACAUAGGUGAUGUGCAGUGCAAGACAUGCCUGGUAAAAACACUGAGAAAGACAUGAGACAGAUGUUAUAGCCUCAGAUCUAGAAAUUCUGUAACUAAUAGUCAGAUUUUAGUGAGACUUCUAGAUGUGUCAGUUGUACAAAUCUGUUUUGCUCGUGAAUUUCUUGAGACUAAUUUGUUAUGAAUUUUUAAAAAAGUGUGAGUUAAUUUUAUUGUCUUUAUUGAUUCCCUCAUGGGGAGCCGCUACUCCACGGCUAAAGCACUCCAGUCUGGCAAAAAGUCUGCAAGAGUGUUGCCAUGGAAACGCAGGUCUUAGUCCUGUGUUAGUCAGGGGAAAAAAAAUGGGUUAAGUUUAAAACAUGUCAGUGUUUCUCUUUGUGAAACUGACAUUUAACACAUGUUACUCAAAAAAAAAAAUCUUUGUGUAACGGACUCUUGGACUAGACAGUGAUUUUAUUUGGUAAUUAAUUGGUUAAUACAUUCAGAGGCAAUGUGUUCAUCCUAAAAAAAACAACAACUGAUGAGUGAAGUAGUCCAGUUCAACUCAACUCUACUAAACUGAGGUGUUAACAGCUCAAUGUGUGAUUCUGUGAGUAUUACCUGCUUUCAGAAAAAAGAAAAUUUUACGAAAGCAUGUAAAUAGAUUCAAAUGAAGAAUAGAAAAUAUAAAUAUUAAAGUGUGUAGAACAAUGACCUGUAGGUUAAUAACUGAACUAAAAAAUGAUUAAUUAUGGAGUGGUGCUUAGUAGAUGAGGCACUUAACAGUGUAAUCAAUAAUAAUUCAAUUUUUUUUAUAUAUGUUUCCAAGUUUGAGUUGAUUUAGGUAUAAAACAUUUUUUUUUAUAGUGCGGUUUGUGUUGUACUUGUGAGUGUGAAAUUAAUUCACGUAGCUAAACAUACUUCGAUUUCAAUGUUUUUCAUUUCUGUAUCUACAUGUAUGAAACUGAACUCAGUCUAAUGUAGCGAGGCCAUGGGGAAUUACCUGUCUACAUGUUACAAAUCUGUAAAUAUGAAUCUGUUGUGUACAUACUGCAGCGUUAAUGAGGAAAAUAAAUUCACCUCAGGCACAGCUGACGUUAGACAUCACACCCAAUUACCUAACUUCCCUUCACUUCACCUGCUUUGACACUGCUGUUUAAAGACCACAUAGAUAGAUUAAGACCACAUUUGUAGGGCAUGUGCCACAUGAUCCACGGCUGGAGACUGAUCGUAGCAAGUUUAGCGUCAUUCACACGGUACAGACAGGAAUCCAUGUCUUUUGUGUUUGCUUGUAUGACAACAACAUGUGUACUGUAAAUGUGUUUUCUGAGUCACAUUAAACUUCUAAACAUUUG
This is a messenger RNA of Mugil cephalus (flathead mullet), 5283 nucleotides long. RefSeq names its product sushi domain containing 5 (gene susd5). Gene Ontology annotation, biological process: Notch signaling pathway; cell adhesion. The transcript is spliced from 5 exons. Gene Ontology annotation, molecular function: hyaluronic acid binding. Bases 353 to 2755 code for a protein of 800 amino acids. Lineage: Eukaryota; Metazoa; Chordata; Actinopteri; Mugiliformes; Mugilidae. The record is from RefSeq and is a predicted model, not a curated record.